This is a messenger RNA of Anolis sagrei ordinatus, 3058 nucleotides long. Its product is annotated as apovitellenin-1-like. Gene Ontology annotation, biological process: lipid metabolic process. NCBI's taxonomy places the organism in Eukaryota, Metazoa, Chordata, Lepidosauria, Squamata, Anolidae. Gene Ontology annotation, cellular component: chylomicron. Gene Ontology annotation, molecular function: enzyme inhibitor activity. The record is from RefSeq and is a predicted model, not a curated record.
CUGGACUUCUGACCCCUUGACUACAGCUAUUUGAAGUCUGUUGGACCUGACAAUGUUUCAGAAUCAAAAGGGACACCAGUUACAAUAAUCAAGAGAGUACUCUACUAUAAAAUAGUACCACCAAACUCAACUGAACCAUGAUACCAUCUAAAGCUUUAACUGUUGGUCUUCUUCUUCUUCUUGGAUCUACAUUGUCUGAAGUUAAUGGUAAAGCCAUCUCAAAGAGACAUGUCCGGCGAGACUGGCUGAUCAUCCCUGACACAAUUGCGUUUUAUGUGUAUGAGUCAGUGAACAAAGUGUCCCCUAAAACUGCUGAAUACUUGGCUCAAGCUGUCCAAAUCCCCUUCAUUCUCGAAGCAAGGAACAUCUUGAUAAAAGAAACAUCUAAAAUCAGUGUGCAAUUUGAGGAGCUGGUAGAAAAAGUAUCUGGCUUAUGGAAGAAGGACGAAGAAGGGACAGCACAACAAUAGGAAUGAACAAAAUGUUAACAGCAUUUUCUGCAUUGUGUAAGAUCUCACAUUCAUUGAGAAAAAUACAAAAGUGUAGUAUUUGAUGUUGUCACUAGAGGGAGACAGGAGUCCAAUUCUAACAAGGACAGAUUCUACAAACAAACUUCCCAUAUCAUCUAUUGUCAUUUACCUUUUCUGUUGUGAAUCACAAACUCUUUCUUUUGUAUUGUAUCACUAUGUGACCCCGAUGUUUACAAAAGGUUCUCUUUAUUCAUAUCUGCUAACUAGGAGUAAAGCUUCACCAGCCUGAAAAGCUUAUGCUAUGAAAAAUGUUUGCUUUUCAUUAUGUUUGUUGCAAAAGAGAAAAAUAGGAAAGUUGUUAUCACAAAAGUGCAAUUUUAUUUUAUAUGACAUCUCUUCCUCUUAAAAAGUUUAUAUGGUUUAUUUGAAAAUCAAUGUUACUGUAAUACCUUUAUCAGACUAAAUAAAAAGGGAUAAAAAAGUAAGUUUUUGUAAUUUCUAGAUUUCUGAUUCUCUCAUCAAGGGAUAUUAGGCACAACACUUCAAUACCUGAAAUCCAUAACUUUGUCCAGGUGGUGCAAAUGAGAUGUAGAAUUUGGAGUAUUGCCUUAAUGGAAAAGGCAACAUGUCCUCUUAAGUCUAUAUGAGAAGUGGCUUAUAAAGUUUUAACAACAUAUUUUUUAUAUUAUAUGCUAAAUGAUUUUAAUUGUAUUUUAUAUCUGUUGGGGCAUCGAACUGCCAACUGUAAACUGCCUUGAGUUGUUUCGGGUUGAGAAAGGCGGUAUACAAAUAUUGUAAAUAAAUAAAUAAAUACAUUUGUUUAUUCAGUAUGCAAAUACAACUAUAAUUGGACCACCAAGUCAAGUCACUUGUCUUGGCAUUUUAAAAAAAUAAAUAAAUACAAUUGUAAUUAGAACAAGAUCUGGAGAAGAAAUAUGAUACAGAAAAUAAGAGGAUCAUCAAAUUAUAAUGAACUGUAUAUUAGCUUUAGAUAUAAGAAUCUAUAGAGCAGUGUUUCUCAACCUUCCUAAUGCCUGACCCCUUAAUAGAUGUUGUAGUGACCCCCAACGACAACAUUAUUUUGGUUGCUACUUCAUAAUUGUCAUUUUGCUACUGUUGCAAAUUGUAAUGUAAAUAUCUGAUAUGCAGGAUGUAUUUUUAUUCACUGGAUCGAGUUUGGCACAAUUUAUUUACCCCGCCCCCCCGGGGGGGGGGGGGCUGCUUACAUCCGGCACAAUUGGAUGCCAUUACAUAUAAAUAAUACAUACAGAAUUACAUAAAAAACAUAGUAAAUUAGUUUUAAAAUUAGUUUUAAAAUAAAAAGAUCAUUAAUAAAAAGUGCAAUAAUACUGGCUGUCUAGCCUUAUGUAGAAACGAAUUCAGCGAGCACAAUACAAUCGGAAGCCUGUCCAUAGUCCAUUUUCCAUAACAUUAUCAUUAUUACCAUUGUCAAAUUAUCUGCCGACUACCCAAAGGCGUGGUCCCAUAACCACGUUUUCAGUUUCCUCCUGAAGGCGAGGAUGGAUGUUGUUGACCUGAUUUUGCUGGUUGAGCGAGUUCCACAGGUGGUGGGCCACCACCGAGAAGAACCUGUCCCUUGUCCCCGCCAAGCGUGUUUGUGCCAAAGGCGGAGCCGAGAGCAGGACCUCUCCAGAAAAUCUAAAACUUCAAGGUGGGACAUAGAGGGAGAUAUGUUCAGACAAGUAAGCUGGACCAGAGCCAUAUAGGGCUUUAUAGGUCAAAACCAGCAAAUAUCUGAUACGCCCAAAUUUGAACACUGGUGGGGUUGGGGGGUGGGUGUGUGAUUUUGUCAUUUGGGAGUUGUUAUUGCUAGAAUUCACCUACAAUCAUAAAACAUUCUGAAAUGUACCAGCAAUGGAAUUGAACCAAACUUAGCACACAGAACUCUCAUGAUUAAAAAAAAAAUACUGGAAGGUUUUGGAUGGGCAUUGAUCUUGAGUUUUGGAGUUGUAGUCCACCUACAUCCAGAGAGCACUGUGGACUCAAACAGUGAUGGAUCUCUCUCAAACUUUGCACAAAUACUCAAUAUGUCCAAAUGUGAACACUGGUAGAGUUUGGGGAAAAUAGACCUUGACAUUUGGGAGUUGUAGUUGCUGGAAUUUAUAGUUCACCUACAAUCAAAGAACAUUCAGAACCUUUCCAAUGAUAGAAUUGGGCCAAACGUCCUACACAGAACCCCCAUGACCAACAGAAAAUACUGUGUUUUCUGAUAGUCUUUGGCAAUCCCUCUGACACCCCCUCAUGACCCCCCCCCCAGGGGUUCCAACCCCCCACGUUGAGAAACACUGCUAUAGAGAAACAUUUUUGGUUUUGUGCUAUGAAGGGAAGAGUUGUGUCUGUUGAUUUGCUUUGAUUUGGUUACAAUAUGGCAUUGUUUGUUGAACUGGACUAAAAUGAAAUAAAAGUCACUGGGUUACUCAGUCUCUUGUAGCCUAACCUAAUUCACAGAAUUGGUGUAAGAAUAGAUUUGGGAGGAAAAACAUGUUUGGUGCCUUGAGCUAAUUGAAGCAAAGGUCAAAUAAAAAUUUAAUGAGUAAAAAAUAAAUAAUGCUGCUUGCUGGACCAAA